UCCAAUCCUGUAAUUCUCUGGAUCAUUUCUGUUCUAGCUUCAGGGUUGGGAGUGAACUAGACAAGGCAAACACCUGCCCUUUCAGGAGCUCCAGCAGUGUUAAAGGAGGCAGUGCCAGCGGCAGCACCCUAGCAUCUCAUCCAACUGAAGACUCACUCAAAGGCGGCGGCGGGGCUUCUCGCUCCGGCAGCGGCGGCGACAGUGGUGGCGGCUUCCGGAGUCCCGCCGCGAAGAUGCUCAAAGUCACGGUGCCCUCGUGCUCCUCCUCGUCCUGCUCUUCGGUCACCGCCAGUGUGGCCCCAGGAGCCGGGAGCCUCGUCCCGGAUUACUGGAUUGAAGGUUCCAACAGGGAUGCGUUGAGCGAUUUCUUCGAGGUGGAGUCGGAGCUGGGACGGGGUGCUACAUCCAUUGUGUACAGAUGCAAACAGAAGGGGACCCAGAAGCCUUAUGCUCUCAAAGUGUUAAAGAAAACAGUGGACAAAAAAAUCGUAAGAACUGAGAUAGGAGUUCUUCUUCGCCUCUCACAUCCAAACAUUAUAAAACUUAAAGAGAUAUUUGAAACCCCUACAGAAAUCAGUCUGGUCCUAGAACUCGUCACAGGAGGAGAACUGUUUGACAGGAUUGUGGAAAAGGGAUAUUAUAGUGAACGAGAUGCUGCAGAUGCUGUUAAACAAAUACUGGAGGCAGUUGCUUACCUACAUGAAAAUGGGAUUGUCCAUCGUGAUCUCAAACCAGAGAAUCUUCUCUAUGCAACUCCAGCCCCAGAUGCACCCCUCAAAAUCGCUGAUUUUGGACUCUCUAAAAUUGUGGAACAUCAAGUGCUCAUGAAGACAGUGUGUGGAACCCCAGGGUACUGCGCACCUGAAAUCCUUAGAGGCUGUGCCUAUGGACCUGAGGUGGACAUGUGGUCUGUGGGAAUAAUCACCUACAUCUUACUUUGUGGAUUUGAACCAUUCUAUGAUGAAAGAGGUGAUCAGUUCAUGUUCAGGAGAAUUCUGAAUUGUGAAUACUACUUUAUCUCCCCCUGGUGGGAUGAAGUAUCUCUAAAUGCCAAGGACUUGGUUAGAAAAUUAAUUGUUUUGGAUCCUAAGAAACGGCUGACUACUUUCCAAGCUCUCCAGCACCCAUGGGUCACAGGCAAAGCAGCUAAUUUUGUACACAUGGAUACUGCUCAAAAGAAGCUCCAAGAAUUCAAUGCCCGACGCAAGCUUAAGGCAGCAGUGAAGGCCGUGGUGGCCUCUUCCCGGCUGGGAAGCGCCAGCAGCAGCCACAGCAGCAUCCAAGAGAGCCAGAAGGCCGGCCAUGCACCUUCUUCGAUUCAGGAUGGCAGUGAAGAUGUUAAAGCUAUCUCAGAAGGAGAGGAAGUUCAAGGAAGUGGGGCCCCAGUGGCAGUUGAGCGGGCAGAGGCUGAGCUGAUGAAGGUACAGGCUGUAGAAGAAGUUAAAGAUGCUGAUAUAAGUGCUGCCAAGGCCACCAGUGCGGUGCCCAAAGCACUAGAAGAUGGGACAAAGGUGGCUGACCCAGAAAUCGAGGAGGGCCUAGUAGAGGAGAAGCUGAAGACCUCGGAGGAAGCAGCAGCCUCCAAACAAGAGCAAGAAAACCCGGCUGUGGUAUUUGGAGCUCAGCAGAAUGAUGUGAUCCUGCCAGAGUACUGAUUUGGCUUCUUUCCAGUCGGGAGGCCAAAUGCGGGCACUUUGUAUGUUUUGUCCUUCAGCAAGGAAGAUGUGGAAGCAUGAUCUGCAUUAUAGUGAUUCUGUUUUUUGAGGUGCAAAAAAAAAUACAUAUAUAUCAGUUGGUAAUCCUAAUUUCAUGCAUGUGACUGCUUUAUGAAAAAAUAGUGUCUUCUGUGGUAUGUAAUGGAUACCUAAUGCUGAUGAGUUAAAUUUGAAAUUUUGAGUAAACAACAUACAUUUUAAAAACAUACAUUUUCAGGGACCAGUAGCAUACAUUUGAAGUAACUUGUAACACAUUGUUUUUGCUUUGAAAACCUAGCCAUCAUACAUCCUUUGGAUUUCUUCACAAGGCAGUAAUUCCUUUGGACUGUUGCUCAAUAUUAGGUAAUGCUAUAAGACAUGUUCCCAUGGCAUUCACAUUAUACUUUUCAGUGUGUUCAAACUGUUUACAAGGAGAUGGUUAUAGGGUGCAGUUUUAUGGUACAUAUAAAAAAUCCCACUUACAAUGGUAAGAAGUUGAAGCAUACUUAAGGGCCAUGAAACAAAAUGCCCUUAAAGCUUGUGUAGCAAAUGCUUUCUAAUUUUGUCCUUAUUUAUGCACACUAUAUUACUAAUAACCAAAAAUGUUCUAUCACAAAAUCCUGCCAUUUUACAAUCCUGGAGAAAGUAUUUUACAGACCUCUGCUGAGAGAUAUAUCCCUUCCUUCCCAUGCUAAUACAGUUUCUUUCUCAUGGACAACUUAAGGUAGGCUAAAGAAACUGAGGGAAGAGAAGGAGCUAAGGCCUAGACCUAAACUAACAAAGGUUGACUGCUUGUCAUUUUCAGAUACAAUUGGAUUUAUUCAUGAGUUUGUACAACUUUAAAGACCGUGACAUUUUUAUGAAUAAACUCUGUAUUUACCGAGUUUCAAAUAUUCAGAAAAAUCUACCCCACAGGCUGGUGCCAAAAUAUCUGAAUAGAGUGAGAAUAAUAUUCCAUUAUAAGAUCAUCCACUUUACUAGAGUAAGGAAACUUUUGUUUAUGAAAGUCCUUUUUCCCUUCAGUUGAUGAUGAACUAGAUACAUUGCUUAUGAACUAAAGAUAUUUCAGAAAAUCUGGUAUAUCUUUUUCUCAUACUUGGAAUAGAAGUGCCCACAUCUUACAAUGUAGUUUUUUAGUUUCCAUGCCAAGAAAUUUAGGACAGUGCAACAUUUUAUUUGCCUUAAAAAACAAAAACAAAAACAAAAACAAAAAGAAACAAAGAAAAAGCACUGAUUUCAAAUCAGACUCACAAGAAGCUAUAACAUUAGACCUAAUACUUCAUUAUGAUUUUUUUUCAAAAUAUUUUUCUUUGAUUUUUCAUAUGAACACUUUUCCCUUAUAGAAACCACACCUAAAUUCCAAGUACCUCAUAUUUCUUUCUAGUUUGAGAUGAAGUGAACAUUUUUAUCAAAUUAUGCAUCACAAAUAGGUUUCCUCAGUUUUAAAAAAGGAUUAUUUUCAGAGACCAAAAUAUGGACAGUAAAAAUGACUGUCACAUAAAAAUCUUCACCGAAAAAAGAUCUUAAAUUCUUUGGGCUCUUCCUCAAAACUGUCAAAUUGGAAAAUGAAAUUAAAUCUCUGGUUCCUGCGGGCUCCUGGACCUUGGUAGAUAUUCUGCUUUCCAAGCGCAAACCUUCCUUUACUACUGUUCUCAUAAGAAGAAAAGGUAGGACUUCUCGUCAUCCGUGGUUUAAGGGCCUGAUGGGUCACCGACAUGGACAGAGGAAAAAGCCCUUAAAAAGCACAUCAUCUGGGCUCAGAAGAUUAUUUUUUGUUUUUAGCUAGUUGAGAGUACUUAUUUUCUCCCGUUUCUUUCCUUCCUUCUUUAUUCUCUCAGAAUUUCCAGGUUAGUAAUUAUAAAGGGCUCACUCUUUUUAAUCUUUAAGAAUGCCUUCUUCACUAAGCAUUAACAUUUCCAUUUAAGAAGAUCAAUUGCCCGGUGAGCUUUUCCUAAUGAGACUUAACAGGCAGAUAGGGUCGUUGUCCCAUAUACUGGAAAAGGAAAGAAGAGAGGGAAAUGGAUCUUACUGGACAGUGGCAUUGUUGGAACAUCAUUAGGCGUUGCCCUUCCGGGCCCCGUCCACCCCCACAGUGUUCCGAGGGAGGGCAGUCAUUCUCUGAUCCAUCACUCAGGCUGACUGUGCUGCCUGUGGCCUGUGUUAACAGGAGCUCCAGCAGUAGCGGAUGCGAAAGGCCAGUGUGUGUUUAAGAAUUUACCCAUUUAAAUGAGUACCCAUGCCUUUUCCUUGGUGAGUACUUGAACACCUGAGGGUGAUUUCCUCUAUUUUUUUUUUUUAACCUGUAAAUUGCACUUUCUAAAGAUUAACGGGAGUUUUAAAUUUUGACUGUAAAAGAUGAAGUCCUGAUGAUGCCAAAAUAGUGACUAACUUUGUCAUUUCAAUGCAAAAACAAGUCAGACUUUCACAAAAAUUGGUCAUUUCAGCCAAAGGAUUCAAUCUAAGAUUUAACAGAAAUACAAUCUGUUAGGAUAAUUAGAUUAACCAUUUUGAAAGAACAACAAACAUUUAUCUUCUUUAUUUAAAAGAGAUCUGUUAUCUAUCUCAAAGAUUAACUUAGCUAGGGGCGCCUGGGUGGCUUAGUCCAUUAAGCAUCUGACUUCAGCUCAGGUCAUGAUCUCAUGUUCAUGAGUUCUAGCCCCACGUUGGACUCUGUGCUGACAGCUGAGAGCCUGGAGCCUGUUUUGAAUUCUGUGUCUCCCUCUCUUUCUGCCCCUCCCCUGCUCAUGCUCUCUCUCUCUCAAAAGUAAACAUUAAAAAAAACAACAACAACCCCACAAAGAUUACUUAGCUAAAUAAUGGUAGACUGUUGUAGAGAGAGCCUUAAUUUGACAAACUCUUUCAUAAUGUUCCCUUUAAUUAAGACAAUAUAGUCACAAAGCAAAAACAUUAAGGUUAUUUUAGCACAGAACAAUAAAUUCUGUUUUGCAUUUUAGAGCUGACAGUUAAUACAUUAUUGAUUUUUGUUUCUCAAAUAAGUUCAGAUACAUAGCAUGAACUAGACUAUUUUACCAUGAAGAAUUAUGGUAAUUAUUAUUUCUCACAUUUAAAAAGUCUAGUCAGAAUCCCACUGGGCUUUUCAGGCUGUAAGAGCUCAUUUGCCCCACAAAUACAUAAAUAAGGGAGAAAUUAGAAUAACAUGGUUGUAGAAGUUAUCAUCUAGAACAAGUGCUAUAAUCCCAAUGUAUAAUCAAUAUGAAAAAUUAUUGAGAUAUUUUGAAUUUAUUAUUUUUAUAUUAAGUUUUAAAAAUCAGGAGUAUAUAUAUAUAUGUUAUACCUUUAGGACAUCAAGUGCUCAAUAGCCACACAUGACUAGUGGCUAAUGUUUUGGAACAAAACUGUUCCAGAGCGCACUUCUAAAGCAAAAAUGACACAUGAAUUUCUAUGCUUAGAUUUGAGCUGCCUCAGUUUUCCAUACUGAUGAGUUGGUAGGAGGCCAAAAAGAAAAUGUUUCCGAAAUGUCACAGACCGAAAUAAGUAAAAACUCUAUUGGCCACAUCUGCUUAAUCAUGUACUUCAAAGGAAGAUUUCCCAUCACGACUUUUAGAGAACAAUGCCUUCCUGGGCAUUGCAAAAUUGUCUGUUUGCCACAGUCCCUCUAAUCCCUCUCUGGGCCCUGGAAUCUUGACUUCAGGCUCGAGUCUCCUGAGUACUGCCAUAACAUCAACAGUAUUCUUGUGUAUGAAACCAUGUGUCCCCACUCAGGAGGGACUACACACAGACCCUUAAUAGGAUUUUUUAAGGCUGGACUGAGGUGGGCAUCAUUUUGUUACAGGCAAUAUUUCCUUCUACAAAUCACCUGAACAUACUAAAUUCAUGUGAUGAAGAUCAUUUGGGGAGGGUGAGGAUAUCAUCCCAGUAACCCCCAAAAUAAGAAUGACCGUUGGCUGGAUCUUUUUAGAUUUCCUCAGAACUGUUCAAUCAACACUGCCAUUAUACAUGGAUUCAAAGACUUAGAAUUUUCUUAUAUACUGCUAUUUUAGAAUAAUCCUCAAAGUUCUAUAGCCAUGUUGAGUGGCAAACUUAAAAAAGAAAGGAAUAGUUUGCCUAUUACUGUGACCUCAAUUACAUAGUAUUUAAAACAUAUUUUGUAAUUUAGAAUAUCUAGCAACCCCUAUUUCCAGUUUCACAUGCAAGGUAACUUGGUGGAUUGCCUACAGACCGAAGAUUUAGAGAGAGCCAUUUUGUUUCAUAAUUCAGUUUUUAUUUCACAGAAGCAUCUGGUUGCAUUUCAAAUUAGAAAAAAAAAAAGUAAAUGCCAGAAAAGGCAAAGAGUAAAAUUACUAAGCCAUUUAUUCUGUUUUAGGA
Messenger RNA from Panthera uncia (snow leopard), 6020 nucleotides. RefSeq names its product calcium/calmodulin dependent protein kinase IV (gene CAMK4). The record is from RefSeq and is a predicted model, not a curated record. The transcript is spliced from 12 exons. NCBI's taxonomy places the organism in Eukaryota, Metazoa, Chordata, Mammalia, Carnivora, Felidae. Gene Ontology annotation, molecular function: calmodulin binding; calcium/calmodulin-dependent protein kinase activity; ATP binding. Bases 234 to 1655 code for a protein of 473 amino acids. Gene Ontology annotation, biological process: protein phosphorylation.